UAAACCCUAAGCACAACGACUUCUACACAAAACACAAUUUGAGUGCAUUUCGUGGUUGUUGAGAAAAUAUCAUGGGCAAUCCUAGAGUUUUCUUUGAUAUGACCAUCGGCGGCCAGCCGGCCGGCCGUAUAGUGAUGGAGUUGUUCGCCGAUACGACUCCCCAGACGGCCGAGAACUUCCGUGCUCUCUGCACUGGCGAGAAGGGCGUUGGAAAGUCCGGCAAGCCCUUGCACUACAAGGGCUCCACCUUCCACCGUGUGAUCCCCAACUUCAUGUGCCAGGGCGGCGAUUUCACCGCCGGAAACGGCACCGGAGGAGAGUCGAUCUACGGAUCGAAGUUCAAGGACGAGAAUUUCGUGAAGAAGCACACCGGUCCUGGCAUCCUGUCCAUGGCCAAUGCCGGCCCUAACACCAACGGCUCUCAGUUCUUCAUCUGCACGGCGAAGACCGAGUGGCUGGACGGCAAGCACGUGGUGUUCGGCCAGGUGGUUGAAGGUUUGGACGUGGUGAAGAAGGUGGAGCAGGUUGGAUCCGGCUCCGGGAGGUGCUCAAAGCCGGUGGUCGUCGCCGACUGUGGUCAACUCUCUUAAAUCUGAUGAUUAACCCUUAAUCCCGUGAUUAUCUAUCUGAAUCACUGUCUAAAAUUAAAAACCUUUUAUCUUCCCUUCUGAUUUGGAUGUACUGUGUGUGGUUGAAAGUAUUGUGUACGGAUUAUCGUUUCAGGUCUUCCAUCGCCUGAUUACUGAACCGUCAAAAUAAAUUACUUCACUUAUCAUAA
Molecule: messenger RNA, 778 nt
Organism: Ipomoea triloba (trilobed morning glory)
Lineage: Eukaryota; Viridiplantae; Streptophyta; Magnoliopsida; Solanales; Convolvulaceae
Product: peptidyl-prolyl cis-trans isomerase-like
Exons: 1
Coding region: 72-590 (172 amino acids)
Biological process (GO): protein peptidyl-prolyl isomerization; protein folding
Molecular function (GO): peptidyl-prolyl cis-trans isomerase activity
Source: RefSeq, a predicted model, not a curated record